This is a messenger RNA of Manis pentadactyla (Chinese pangolin), 1766 nucleotides long. It is a transcript of the gene BPIFB3, whose product is annotated as BPI fold containing family B member 3. The transcript is spliced from 16 exons. The record is from RefSeq and is a predicted model, not a curated record. Bases 72 to 1496 code for a protein of 474 amino acids. Lineage: Eukaryota; Metazoa; Chordata; Mammalia; Pholidota; Manidae. Gene Ontology annotation, molecular function: lipid binding.
AGGAGCGGACAGGAGGCUGGGAACCUCCACCCACCCCUCGUGCAGCUACAGGAGCGGGUGUGCCUCUGACAAUGUUGGGCAUCUGGUCCCUGCUUCUCCUCUGGGGUCUGUUGACUCCGUGCCAGGGGCUGCUUGAGACUGUGGGCACGCUCGCUCGGAUUGACAAGGGUGAACUUGGCAAAGCCAUCCAGAACUCACUGGUUGGGGGACCUGUUCUACAGAAUGUGCUGGGGACGGUCACAUCCGUGAACCAGGGCCUCCUAGGCUCCAAAGGGCUGCUCGGAGGAGGCGGUCUGCUAAGCUAUGGAGGGAUUUUUGGCGUUGUGGAGGGGGUCUCUGGGCUAAAGAUUGAGGAACUCACACUUCCAAAGGUGUCGCUGAAACUGCUGCCUGGUGUGGGGGUGCAACUGAGCCUGUACACCAAGGUGGGCCUGCACGGCUCCGGCCCUCUGGGGGACCUCCUGCAGCUGGCUGCCGAGGUAAACGUGUCGUCGCGCGUGGCGCUGGGCGUGAGCUCGCGGGGCACGCCCAUCCUCCUCCUCAAGAGCUGCAGCACGCUCCUGGGCCACAUCAGCCUGCUCUCGGGGCUGCUGCCCGCACCGAUCUUUGGGGUCGUAGAACAGACACUCCUCAAGGUGCUACCGGGACUGCUGUGCCCCGUGGUGGAGAGUGUACUGGGCGUGGUGAACGAGCUCCUGGGGACUGUGCUGAGCCUAGUGCCCCUUGGGGCUCUGGGGUCUGUGGAAUUCUCGCUGGCAACAUUGCCUCUCAUCUCUAAUCAGUACAUAGAGCUGGACAUCAAUCCCAUCGUGAAGAGCGUAGCUGGUGACAUCAUCGACUUCCCCAAGCCCCCCAAACCCAUCAAGGUGCCUCCCAAGGAGGACCACACAUCCCAGGUGACUGUGCCUCUGUACCUCUUCAACACCAUGUUUGGGCUCCUGCAGACCAAUGGUGCCCUCGACAUAGACAUCACCCCUGAGCAGGUUCCCAGCAGUGUCCCACUGACAACUACAGACCUGGCAGCUUUGGUCCCUGAGGCGCUGGGGAAGUUGCCCCCAGGCCAGAAGCUCCUACUCUCACUGCAAGUGAAGGGAGCCCCGGUGGUCACGCUCCAGAGCAAGAAGGCUAUAGUCUCCAUCCCAGCUAACAUCCACGUGCUGUCCUACCUCCCUAAAAGGACACCUGAACCCCUCUUUGAGCUGAACGGGGUCAUGACUUUAAAUGCCCAGCUGGCUCCCUCAGCCACCAAGCUGCACCUCUCCCUGUCCCUGGAACGGCUCAGUGUCAAGCUGGCCUCCUCCUUGGUCCACACCUUUGAUGCAUCCCGUUUGGAAGAAUGGCUCAGUGACGUGGUCCGGGUGGCAUAUGUGCCAAAGCUCAAUGUGGACCUGGAAGUUGGAAUUCCCCUGCCUAAGGUUCUCAAUGUCAAUUUUGCCAAUGCAGUCCUGGAGAUCAUAGAGAAUGCCGUUGUGCUGACCGUGCCAUGCUGUGGCUGAGAGACAGUCGCCAGCCCUCCCUGUUGACUACCAGAGCCUUGUCCACCUCCCCAGUCCGCCUCAAUUUCCCUCCCAGUCUCUAGCCUGUGUUGGUGACAGUAUUAGUGUCCCUUAUCCACCUAGGCCCAGCCAGGUGCUCUGGCCCUGAGGCUCUGCCCCCAGUCUGGGGUGGGGACUGCAAGGCUAACCCCAGGACUCUGCUUCAGAUGUAGCUUCGGGGCCUCAGUGGCAAGUCCUGAGCUUCCAAUAAACUACUCCUCUAUCUCAGCA